AUGUUCGGUAUCCUCAAAUUUCAGACCUUUCUCCUGGUGGUCCUCCUUUUCAUAUGCUCCUGCACAUACAUCCAUGGAGUCUUUCCUGCAUGGCUUGAUCGUAGCAAGAGCGGUCCACUUGGCACAUUCUGGCGAGCAGCACGAGUUGGUGAGAGGCUGAGUCCAUAUGUGAGCUUAUGCUGCGUUGCUAUGGCAGUCAGCAUAUUGAUGGGCGAAUGA
Molecule: messenger RNA, 219 nt
Organism: Pseudocercospora fijiensis CIRAD86
Lineage: Eukaryota; Fungi; Ascomycota; Dothideomycetes; Mycosphaerellales; Mycosphaerellaceae
Exons: 3
Coding region: 1-219 (72 amino acids)
Biological process (GO): intracellular transport; protein secretion
Source: RefSeq, a predicted model, not a curated record